AAUCUAAGGAUGUUCACAGACAAUGAACUCAUGGUUCGCAAGAGGGCAUACGUCACAAUCUACCAACAGGCAGUGUCGCCAUGUGGCAGAUAUAUGGCAGUGUGCGAUUCCUAUGGACUAGUGUCUGUGUUUCAUUUGUCUGCUGCAGUCUCUGUAAACACAGUCGAAGAUACCAGGAAGCCUCUGUUCUGUUUUGAAGCGUAUGAUGACACUCCCUGUUACACUAUGAUAACUGUGGGAGACGAGUUUCUGGUCACAGGAGGUGUCGGCCCCAUCAAAGCGUUCUCGUGGAAAGAAAUCAUCAGGAAGUGCAAACUGCCUUCAUCGGAGAGGUCUUCCGUGCAACUGAGCGAAGCGUGGAGUCUCCCACUAGAGCAGAAAAAAGAUGUAUUUGACGAUGCUGAAUGCAACUGCUUAGCAUUUGACGAGUUUUCAAACAUGUUAUACGCUGCGUGUGGCAAUGACAUGAUCCAGCGAUGGGAUUUAGAAGGUGGAAGAGGGACGAAAGCAUCUUUGAAAGGUCACACUGAUUACGUGCAAUGGCUUGCCAUGGGAAGCGGCGACUCAACUCCUUUGCUGGCAUCUGCAAGCGAAGAUGGAUCUGCCAAAGUCUGGGAUCUCCGAACAAGUACGGUUACUAAAUCGUUCGUCCCAUCGAAACGUCGCGACUUGGUCCGACCCGAUUUGGGAUCAUGGCUUUCGUGCGUAUGCCUUGAUUCGUCUAAUCAGUGGCUAGUCUGCGGGGGCGGACCCAAUUUGUCAGUAUGGCAUGUACCCAGUGGCGAGAUGGCCCAGUCUAUGGACAUCCACGGUGCCACUCAACAUCACGUCUCCUGUGACUCAACAACUGGCGAGAUACUUGUGGGUUCCAGUGAUAACCAUGUGUACACCUACUCUAUCAAUGGCAGUCUGGUAAGAAAAGUGCCGACCAAUGUGCCCGUUGUAUAUCACACUUUGAAAAGCGACCGAGUCACACAACUAGCAAGUGUGGCAGGGCAAUGUUCCAAGGUAGAUGUAUUUACAAACCCAGGCUAUGUAGCGUUCUCACUAAACAUUCGAGUAUAAACUCUGAAACUGUCCGCUGUGAUUUUAUUAUAAUUUUGUUGUUUUUGAUCUGUUGAUUCGUAAAAUAUUAUCCAAAUAUUGGCAUCGAUUUGAAUGUUAAGAUAGAUAUGCUCUGAAUUAAGUUUUGAGUUGGAAA
Messenger RNA from Symsagittifera roscoffensis, 1201 nucleotides. RefSeq names its product THO complex subunit 6 homolog. NCBI's taxonomy places the organism in Eukaryota, Metazoa, Xenacoelomorpha, Acoela, Convolutidae. Gene Ontology annotation, biological process: mRNA export from nucleus. The transcript is spliced from 2 exons. The record is from RefSeq and is a predicted model, not a curated record. The coding region runs from base 10 to 1065 and encodes 351 amino acids. Gene Ontology annotation, molecular function: protein binding. Gene Ontology annotation, cellular component: THO complex; transcription export complex.